CAGUGUUGCGUUUGUACGACACAGCCGAACCUCGCUUCUUCAUGGUGAUGUGGCUGGCGGCUUGGUAGAUUGACAAUCUUGACAUUUCGGUCAAAGUUAUGUUGAAACUAUAACCACGAGAGCCUUAGCAGUGUCAACUCAUCCAAAGUCCCAUGAGAGCUUCGAUUGUGGAUUUGCUCUGUGGGCGCUCGUUGUCACGCACACGGGCACCUUGAUGGCCUGGUUUACGUAAUCCAUCUCAUCAGUGAAUUGCCAAGUCUCGAGAGCCAGGAAAAGCGGGUCCUUCCAGAAGGACAGCAACGCCUUCCUUGACACCACAGCAGCAAUGGCUGCCGCCAAGCCUCUAACAGCUGGAAAUCGCGAACCUUGAAAGCUGUCCAGGUGGCAUUAUUGGUGACGGCACGAUCGCAACGACACGACACUUGGACAGUAACCCCAUGUGGUCGCCCGGGCUUUACUUUGUAUGAUGCCCUUUCGGCAUGGACCACGACCAUCGCCAUUUGCUUAGCGAUGGCGGCUCCCGAUCCGACGCAACCCGAAUUCCCAUUGACGCAUCUGCCCGCGCCCAGAUGCCCCCCGAGAGUACCAUGACAUUCACACGGCCGAUUUCCCGCCCAAUACAAUGGAUAGGGUGGAAUAUGCUACUAUGGUGUCUUGUGGCGGUGAUGCUGGCCCCUGGCCACGUCGGGGUUGCGGCCAUGUCAACGGACAGGAUAAAAGAGUUACGCCAGGAGACCGUUGACAUGUUUUACCAUGGCUUUGAUAAUUAUAUGGAUAUUGCCUUCCCCGAGGACGAGCUCCGUCCAGUAUCAUGUGUCCCACUGACCCGCGAUGCGAAAAACCCACGAAAUGUCGAGCUCAAUGACGUGCUGGGCAACUACUCACUCACACUAAUAGACAGCCUCUCAACCUUGGCUAUCCUGGCUUCUGCGCCACCAGAUGAACGAGGCACUGGGCCGAAAGCCCUUGCAGAUUUCCAGCAUGGGGUAGCCGCCUUGGUCGAACAGUACGGAGAUGGAAGCCCUGGACCUUCAGGAGUAGGCCAGCGUGGUCGUGGCUUCGAUGUCGACAGCAAGGUCCAAGUCUUUGAGACGGUGAUUCGAGGCCUUGGUGGGCUUCUCAGUGCCCAUUUGUUUGCCGUGGGCGCGCUGCCGAUAACCGGAUACAAACCUCGCCAUAUCGAGACGGAUGACCCCUUAUAUUCGCAACCAAUCGUUUGGCCCAACGGGUUCAAGUACGAUGGGCAAAUUUUGAGAUUAGCACUGGAUCUGGGACAGAGGCUCUUGCCGGCCUUUUACACCAAGACGGGCAUGCCGUACCCGCGUGUCAACCUCCGCCAUGGCAUCCCCUUUUAUACCAACUCACCCAUGCAUGAGAAUGCACCCAUGAACCCACCAGAAGGCCCACUGGAGAUAACGGAAACGUGUAGCGCUGGCGCGGGGUCACUGGUGCUCGAGUUUACAGUUCUGAGUCGUCUGACCGGCGACCCGCGAUUCGAGCAACUUGCAAAACGUGCCUUCUGGGCUGUCUGGUACAGAAAAAGCCAGAUAGGACUUAUAGGGGCUGGUGUGGAUGCCGAGCAAGGCCACUGGAUCGGAGCUUAUGCCGUCAUUGGUGCGGGCGCUGACAGCUUUUUCGAGUAUGCUUUGAAGUCACAUAUUCUACUCUCUGGACAUGAGCCCCCUAACCGGACGGCUCCUGCACGCAAACACAGGGGCGGCAUCGACAGUGACAACUGGUUGGAUCCCAACGCUCUUUUCCCUCCCCUGAACGAUGCCGAAAACUCGGCCGAUUCGUUUCUGGAAGCAUGGCAUCUUGCACACGCAGCCAUCAAGCGCCAUCUUUACAAUGAAAAAGACCACCCCCACUAUGACAACGUUAAUCUUUGGACAGGAUCUUUAGUAUCCAAUUGGGUUGACAGCCUGGGCGCGUAUUACUCGGGGCUCCUUGUCCUCGCUGGUGAGGUUGAGGAAGCCAUUGAGACAAACCUCUUAUACACCGCCAUAUGGACGAGGUAUGCUGCGCUUCCUGAGCGGUACUCACUUCGUGACAAGACAGUUGAGGGUGGACUCGGCUGGUGGCCACUGCGGCCAGAGUUCAUCGAGUCGACGUACCACAUAUAUCGCGCCACCAAAGACCCCUGGUAUCUGUACGUUGGUGAGAUGGUGUUGCGGGAUAUCACGAGACGUUGCUGGACCCCUUGCGGCUGGGCAGGCCUGCAAAACGUUUUGGACGGCGAAAAGAGCGACCGCAUGGAAAGCUUUUUCCUCGGAGAGACCGCCAAAUACAUGUACUUGCUCUUUGACGACGAACACCCGCUAAACUCUUUGGAUGCCCCUUAUGUUUUCACAACCGAGGGACACCCACUCAUUAUUCCCAAGGCUCCGCCAAAAGAUGGGCCUCGCCGACGACGGUCACCUCGCAAAUACUUGACUGUCUAUCCUAACGAGGAGUACACAAACACAUGCCCGCCACGGCCCCAAACCACGCCAUUAUCAGGGUCGGUCGUUGCAGCAAGAGAUGACAUUUACCACGCCGCGCGCUUGUUGGAUCUUCACCAGCUUUCCCCGACUUCCGCCUACGCUAUCGAUGCAGGGCAAAUGUCUGGUCAACACAUGGCUCGCUCAAACUACACGCUUUAUCCGUGGACACUCCCUGCAGAGCUUAUGCCUGACAAUGGCACCUGCGCCAAACUGUACCAGCCAGAGGAGGUGACCCUGGAAUUCGCCUCGAACGCGCAGCAGGCUGUUGGAGGCAGCUCCUUCAACUUUCUACUGGGCAGUCAGAAUCUGGAAAGAUUAAGUGCGGAUCGUAUCCGUGUAUCCAGCCUAUCGGGACUCAAGAUGUCAAUGCGUCUGGAGGAUAGUGGUACUGGUGAGCGUGAGUGGCGGGUCAGCAAAGUUAAUGGCGUUUUGCUGGGCAAGGACGAAUCCAUCAUCUUUGACCGGGCCAUACUGGGCGAGAUCCAAGAUCCAAGAUUCUCGCUGAUCAAGGACCCCGUUCUCGCCAAACUCCAACAGUUACAUCAAAUCAACCUGCUUGAUGAUGAGCCCGCGGCUAGUGACGAUGGGAGCAAAGCUGGCCAACAACCACUGUCUCAAACAGAAGACACCCAUGAAGAAGAAGACCUCGAAGAGCUCGACGCAGACCUUUUACAUGACCUUCUCGCCAAGGCCGAGCUUCCCCCCGUUGCCUCUCCCCGAGUCUCUGUUCCCGCUUUUGGCUCCAUGGUCAAAGCACUCUUCAACCAAAUUGCUGCCUCAUUGGACCUCCAGCUCCCAGACGCCACCUCCAUCCCAGGGCUUAGGUCGUCCACCCCCAAAAAGGCCCUGCCCUACAACCUGGUGAUAAACCGAACAGCAGUCACCCCCACAGGGCUGGGCGCCGCCCCUCUACCAGCGCACAUCAUCCCACCCCGCGCGCCUCGCAUCCCCGAGUUUGGACCCGUCCCGAUAGAGCACUUCCCCUGGUCGACGAUUUAUGCGGCCGGCACUGCCUGUGACGCCGUCCUCCCCGACUCUGCCCCGCGAGACCACCAGGUCAUCGUCAUCCGCAGGGGUGGGUGCAACUUUUCGACCAAGCUGGCCAACAUUCCCGCAUUUUCGCCCUCGUUCAGGUCACUGCAGCUGGUGGUGGUUGUGUCGGAUGAUGACGGGGCCGAGUCGUCGUCGGCGGCUCAUCUGAGGGAGCAAGCGGGGUUGAUCAGGCCGUUGCUGGAUGAGGUCCAGGUGACGCCUGCUGGGUUUGCGAGGAGGCAUCCGAUUCCGAUGGUGAUGGUUGGUGGGGGGGAUGUUGGGUAUGAGCAGCUUGGGGCUGCGAAGAGGAUGGGGUUGGCGAGGAGGUGGUUUGUGGAGAGCUCGGGGUUCAGGGUCAGGAAUGUGAUUGUUGAUGAGGGGGAUAAUGAGGAGGUUGAUUAGGAGUUUAGGUGUAGGUGGGGGGUUAGGGCUAGGGAGAUAUGAUUGAUGGGUGGGAGUGGGUGGUGUGAAUUUUUAAGGUAUGGAGUUUUGUAUAUAUGGAUUCAUUUGGUGAGUGGUAAUUGUGUUUGGGUUGAUGUCAGGUUAGAUGAUGGUGGUUAGAAGUGUUUAUUUUUUGCAUUUAGCGUUGGAUGUAUACAAGUAGUAUGUUUUUUCAUCCCAUCUUUAGAGGCCGCUGCAUGCUGCCUCUGCACUUUAUGCUGGGCCGUUGCCAUAGUCGACAUUGGAUUUAUCCACUUUUUGUGCAGUCAAUCAAUCUAGACUGGCUGUUACAUCUCGAGGGUAGGACUGAGAACCUUGAUGUUUAGGUGUAUGUACGAA
Podospora bellae-mahoneyi is the source of this 4295-nucleotide messenger RNA. RefSeq lists its product as uncharacterized. The record is from RefSeq and is a predicted model, not a curated record. The transcript is spliced from 2 exons. Lineage: Eukaryota; Fungi; Ascomycota; Sordariomycetes; Sordariales; Podosporaceae. Gene Ontology annotation, biological process: carbohydrate metabolic process; mannose trimming involved in glycoprotein ERAD pathway; endoplasmic reticulum mannose trimming. Gene Ontology annotation, cellular component: endoplasmic reticulum; membrane. Gene Ontology annotation, molecular function: mannosyl-oligosaccharide 1,2-alpha-mannosidase activity; calcium ion binding. Bases 480 to 3917 code for a protein of 1145 amino acids.